AUGAUAGGGGUAGACUUCGCCGGCCCCUUGACACUUGCGCCAAACUUGCGCCUAGACUUGCGCCAAAAUCGAAGGUGCUUCACCAAAGCACACAUAGCCCUGUCCACAUGCGCAGUCACCCGAGCAGUACACAUAGAACUCUGCGAGGACACAUCAGCUGUAAAAUUUCUCCAGGCAUUCCGCAGGUUCACUUCUCGGCGUGGCAUAUGCAGCAGCGUGUACAGCGACAACGCGAAGACGUUCAAAACUGCCGCGAAAGAACUGCACGAAAUCCGCAAUGUCCUGAGAGAUCCACUCGUUCAAGACCAUUCAUCCGCACGGGGCAUCCAAUGGCACUUCAUUGUGGAACGAGCCCCAUGGUGGGGUGGGUUUUAUGAGAGGCUGAUCCGUUCAGUGAAGACCGCCAUCCGGAAAACCCUCUCAAGGAGACUCAUCGAUUUUGCCGAAAUGCGAACCCUCUUAACCGAGGUGGAGGCAAUGAUUAACUCUCGCCCCCUCACAUUCGUGUAUAGCGACGAUGACGAGCCCGUCCCACUCACACCAGCUUCUAUGAUCAUCGGAAUACGACUGCUCUCCAGACCAGCAACGAAUUCAACCCCUUCGACAGAAGUGCUGGAAGAUGCUGCACAGUCGAACAAGACGAUGCACGCCAUGUGGAAACGACGUGACGAAUACAUAGACGCUGUAUGGGAAAGAUGGCAGCGAGAGUACUCGACAGAACUCCGCUCCGCGCAUCACUCGAAGACCAAAGGUCAAUGCAACAUUGACGUCGGGGAUGUGGUCAUCAUCAAAGAACCUGGCGUCAACAGACUUGUAUGGAAAUUGGGGUUAGUCGAACGUACGCUUCCAGGCUCUGACGGUGGAGUCAGAGUGUGCCUGUUGCGGACCCCUGAGCAAAAGCUCAUAAGAUGCGCCAUCCAGCAUAUAUACAAGCUCGAGACCUCAGGGCACCACGACACCUCGCCCGGGGGCAGGCUGUAG
Molecule: messenger RNA, 981 nt
Organism: Ornithodoros turicata
Lineage: Eukaryota; Metazoa; Arthropoda; Arachnida; Ixodida; Argasidae
Exons: 1
Coding region: 1-981 (326 amino acids)
Biological process (GO): DNA integration
Molecular function (GO): nucleic acid binding
Source: RefSeq, a predicted model, not a curated record